CCCUGGGGGCUUUUUUUUACCCCCCCCCCCUUUAUGUUUGCCCAGCCCUCCACAGGCUUCUGAGUAGUGGGGGUCAGUUUCGGCCUCCAGGUUCCCGCCCCACCGGGGCCCGGGCUAGCAUGGGGGGCAAGCAGAGCACGGCGGCCCGCUCUCGGGGCCCCUUCCCGGGGGUCUCUACCGAUGACAGCGCCGUGCCCCCGCCGGGAGGAGCGCCCCACUUUGGGCACUACCGGACAGGCGGCGGGGCUAUGGGGCUGCGCAGCCGCUCGGUCAGCUCGGUGGCGGGCAUGGGCAUGGACCCCAGCACGGCCGGAGGGGUGCCCUUUGGCCUCUACACCACCGCCUCCCGCGGGACCGGCGACUCAGAGAGGGCGCCGGGCGGCGGAGAGUCCACGUCGGACUCCACCUAUGCUCACGGCAAUGGUUACCAGGAGACAGGCGGCGGUCACCAUAGAGACGGGAUGCUGUACCUGGGCUCCCGAGCCUCGCUGGCGGAUGCUCUACCUCUGCACAUCGCACCCAGGUGGUUCAGCUCGCACAGUGGGCUGUUGGUGCUGAAUCAAGACUGGACAGAUACAAGAAAAGAUUGGGGCAGUAAAGUGGUAGAAUCCGUCUUGAUCAUCGGAUGACCUUUCAGGAAAGAAGAUCUCGCUAGAUGGAACA
Cricetulus griseus (Chinese hamster) is the source of this 663-nucleotide messenger RNA. Lineage: Eukaryota; Metazoa; Chordata; Mammalia; Rodentia; Cricetidae. The record is from RefSeq and is a predicted model, not a curated record.